AUGGUCUACGUGACCAAAAGAGCCGAGUUAGCACAUUCCGAAGGCCCCGGACGGACUGUUGGACGGCAGUCGAGUCUGAUUAACCACAAUUGUGAAAUAAGCAAUACUGCAGCAUUAUCUGAAGCGACUGAACCUAUUCCUUCUGCACUAGAUUCUCCAAGUACAAGUAACAUAUCACCACAGAAAGAUUUAUCAAAACCGAUAAAUUCCAAAUAUGAUAUUGGUCUUUAUGUAAAUUAUGUUGAUUCAUUACCAAAUGAAGAAAAGGUUUCAAUUUUAAAUAAUGUAUGGACACCUGAUCCUAAUUUCAUUUUUCCAACUCAAAGUCAUGCUAAAUUUAAAAGACAAUUUCAAAUCAAAUGGCUUAAUACAUUUAAUUGGUUAGCAUAUUCUAAAUGUAAAGAAGGAGCCUUUUGUAAAUACUGUGUUCUUUUUCUCAACCAAAAUCAAGUUGGGAAAGGUUCUCAUGAAUCUUUAGGUGGAUUAGUUACUAAACCUUAUACAAAUCUAAAAAAAGCUUUGGAAACAUUUAGAUGUCACGCUAGUUAUAGUUAUCACCGCACUGCUGUAUUGAAUGCCGAUAAUAUUAUUGCAAUUCUAAACAAUAAACAAGAUAAUGUUUUGGUUCAGUUAAAUAAUCAACUUAAAGAGGAUAUUUUACAAAAUCGUAAUAUGCUCAAGCCUAUCAUUCAGACUAUACGAUUGUGCGGUAGACAACAAUUUGGUUUAAGAGGGCAUCAAGAUUCUGGUCGUAUAUCAAUGAAAGAACCAAUUCAAAAUGACGGAAAUUUUCGUUGUCUUUUGAGACAUCGUGCACAACAUGGUGAUAGUACGCUAAAAAAAUAUUUGGAAAAUUGUAGUUCUAAUGCCAUGUAUACAAGUCCACUUAUCCAAAAUGAAAUUAUCAACAUUUUUGGCGAACUUAUUCAAUCAGACAUAAUUAAAAAAAUUUCAAAAUCAAAUUAUUUUUCUGUACUUGCCGACGAAACGACAGAUAUUGCACAAAUAGAACAAUUUUCAAUUUGUAUUCGGUAUUUUGAAGAAGAGUUGGUGGUUCUUCGAGAAGAUUUUCUUACUUUUGUACCAGUUCAUGAUGUAACUGGUCUUGGUUUGGCAACCGUUUUACUAAAUGCAUUGAAAGAACUUGGUUUGGACUUGGAUAAACUACGCGGACAAGGUUACGAUGGGGCUGCUACUAUGUCAGGUAACUUUCGUGGUGUUCAGGCAAUUGUGAAAAAGAGCUACCCAAAAGCUUUAUACACUCACUGUGUUUCUCAUUCCCUGAAUCUUUGCUUAUCUGAUGCUGCCAAAACACAAGCUAUUCGUAAUUCAUUUAGUAUUAUUUCUGAUUGUUGUGGUUUUUUCCAUUCCUCAGCAAAGAGAACGACAAUUUUAAAAAAUAAAAUUAUAGAGAUCCUACCUAACACUCAGUCGUUCAAAUUAAAGUCGUUAUGCGAAACUCGGUGGGUUUUACGCCACGAGGCUGUAAUGCUGUUUAAGGAAUUUUUAGAACCUAUUGUCGCCGCGCUUGAACAAAUAGAUUGUGAUUCUUCAAACAGAACAACUAGCUUAUUAAAUACCAUCUGUAAUUUUAAAUUUUUAGUUUCUGUCUGCGUAUCAUCUAAAUUGUUAAGUUAUACUUAUCAUUUAUCAGAAUACUUGCAAACUAAAAAUAUUGAUUUAGUAAAUGCCCUUGAUAGAGUGAAACAGGUAACAAUCCAACUUCAAAUAUUAAGAGAUAAUGCAACUGAUGAAUUUAAUAAGAUUUAUGAAGAAGUCAACCGAUAA
Molecule: messenger RNA, 1788 nt
Organism: Myzus persicae (green peach aphid)
Lineage: Eukaryota; Metazoa; Arthropoda; Insecta; Hemiptera; Aphididae
Product: 52 kDa repressor of the inhibitor of the protein kinase-like
Exons: 3
Coding region: 1-1788 (595 amino acids)
Source: RefSeq, a predicted model, not a curated record